AUGCCUCAGGCAACCGCAAACCGGUGCACGAGCUGGGGCGCAACCAGCAGCGGCAGGAAUGGAAGUUCCCCGACCCCCCCCCAAACCACCGAGGCCACCUGCAACCUGUGGUGCGUGUACGUGCAUGAGACGGUGCUGAGCAUCCCCCGGGGCCGUGCCAACAUCGCCCUGUGGCCCCCGGUGCGGGAGAAGAGAGUCUGCAUCUACCUGAGCAAGGGCCCCAACGUGAAGAACUGGAAUGCGUGGACAGCGCUGGAGACCUACCUGCAGCUCCAGGAGGCCUUUGGGUGGGAGCCUUUUAUCCACCUCUUCACCGAGUACCGCAACCAGACCAACCUGCCCACAGACAACGUUGACAAAAUGAACCUGUGGGUGAAGAUGUUCUCUCACCAAGUGCAGAAGAACCUGGCACCGUUCUUUGAGGCCUGGGCCUGGUCCAUCCAGAAGGAAGUGGCAACCAGCCUGGCCUACCUACCCGAGUGGAAGGAAAAUAUAAUGAAACUGUACCUCCUCACACAGAUGCCCCACUGAAAUUGAAGUCAAGACACGAAAAAGCCAACUGACACCUCUCAGCCAAGCAAACAGAGAAGAUUUGGUUCUAAGCGAAGAAGAACUCAACCCAGGCCAGCCGGAGCAGGAUAGUGGACACGCGGGAAAGCAUCUUCCAGGCAGGACAUAAGCUGAUCCGAAUCACACGACCCCCAAGAGACCUGGGCACGCGAAGAGGCUUAUCUG
Sorex fumeus (smoky shrew) is the source of this 735-nucleotide messenger RNA. Its product is annotated as TRPM8 channel-associated factor 1-like. NCBI's taxonomy places the organism in Eukaryota, Metazoa, Chordata, Mammalia, Eulipotyphla, Soricidae. Gene Ontology annotation, biological process: positive regulation of anion channel activity. Bases 1 to 531 code for a protein of 176 amino acids. The record is from RefSeq and is a predicted model, not a curated record. The transcript has 3 exons.